This is a messenger RNA of Talaromyces proteolyticus, 988 nucleotides long. RefSeq lists its product as uncharacterized. The transcript has a single exon. The coding region runs from base 158 to 565 and encodes 135 amino acids. NCBI's taxonomy places the organism in Eukaryota, Fungi, Ascomycota, Eurotiomycetes, Eurotiales, Trichocomaceae. The record is from RefSeq and is a predicted model, not a curated record.
UAUACAAGAUACUUGACUAUAUGGCUCUUUAAGCACUUACAGCCCCGGCUGAGAAGCAUGUACAACUAGAGCCUCAUGGAGACAAAGAACCAAGUAUAGUGCUUAUCCAAUAGAAUAGGAAGCCCUAAUCUAUGGUGAAUGCAACGGGCAUCGUUCGAUGAAUUUCAUACGGCUCUGGGCUCCAGAAAAUUUGCGUGGUCUAAGUGAUGACGAAGAAACACAAGCUAUCUGUUCUAAUAUUCUAGACGUGGCUUUUGUACGAGCUUUUCGAUCAUUACUAGCAAAAAUACUCUCAGAGUUUUUUGAAACUCCAGCAGCUCCGCCAUAUUCUGGACUGGGGCUGAAUAAUCUUACCCCUUUAUACCAGGGCAUCGAUAUGAAUAAUGUUUCUCGGCGCGAAUUCAUCAGGGCAGUUGAAAUAUCUCAUGACCCUCAAAUUAAGGAUUGGCCAGCCUUCCGAUUCGCAACUUGGAAGCAAAGAGAGGAUGAAGGCAUCACCAAGUGGGAUAAGUAUCUAACAAUUCAAAAUGGAUCAACUACGGGUCUUUCUGAGGCCGCUGUAUGAGGAAUUGAGCGGUUGUAUUACUGAUUACCUUUUAGAGAUUCUAGCUUUCCAGUCGAUCGUCAAUCAAGGCUAGAACACUAGAAUACUAGGUUUACUGAAGCUAUCCGAAAUACUACAAAGGAGGAUAGUGAGAUUGUAUUCCCUAUUAGAAGCCUAGAUGCACCGAUUGUCAUCCUUCUGGGUAGGCCAAUCAUGACCUCUGAGCCAAAUGAAUCGCCAAUCCCAUGGGGACUUGAAGAAAGCGGAUUUAAUGAUGGAAAUUCCUUAAUUUUGUUUUCAGACCCUCGUCGAUAUAAUCUUCACAGGCCACCUAGUUUCAAGACUGUUCUCACGUCAACUCUUAUCAAGUAUAACCAACUUCUGCUCCAAAUGAGCAUUCUGAAGGUAAUUACACUUGAUGGAAAGAACGGAUACAAUCGUAUU